Messenger RNA from Cladocopium goreaui, 1337 nucleotides. NCBI's taxonomy places the organism in Eukaryota, Dinophyceae, Suessiales, Symbiodiniaceae. The record is from the annotation of a GenBank genome assembly.
UUGCACCAUGCUGAGCCGAUCUUUGUGCCUCCUGAGCAGUUUUUGGCUAGUGGCAGCUGAGCCGGCGACGGCGUUUGAGGAGUAUGGAUGUCCAACUUCUGAACUGCACUUUCGUUUAGAGAAUGAUUUCGUGGUGAGCAUUUCUCCCUUUCGACACGCUGACGAAACGAAGUGGGACUCAAAGUGGCUAAGCACCUGGACGCAGAACAACACCAAGUGCCUGAAGACGGCGUUCUUCCGCCACGGGGUGCUCCUCUUCCGUGGUUUUGAAAUUCUGGAGCCCCUGGCGUUUGAAGAGGUGGCACUUUCUCUGGUACCCAACCUAGAGAAGGCAUAUUUGGGCACGUCUCCUAGGAGUCAAAUCAAUGGUACCUCCUAUGUCUUCACUGCAGCGGAUUUCAGUCCACAUCGGACAGUGCCGGUUCACAUCGAGAUGUCCUUCCGUGACAGCCCGCCGGCCACGCAACUCUUCUACGCCCAGCAGGUGGACCAAUGGAAAGGCGGCGAAACCCCGUUGACCGAUUUCCAGGCUGUUUGGAAGCAGCUCUCAUCGGAUCCCCAGCUCAGUGCCAGCUUCGCUGGGAAGAUGAAGUACCUCCGCAACCUGGACGACUGCAACUCCACUUCGCUUCUGGAUCCGCUGGUUCAGAAAUGCUGGCAAAAGAUGUUCAAGGACAAGGAGGACGCGCGUGAGAAAUGUGCGGAAGAAAACUUCAACUGCACCUGGGACUCUUUCAACAGACUGACCAUUCGCAAUGCGCAGCCCUUCAUUCGAGCACACCCAGUCACGGGCGAGCCGAUUUGGUACAAUCAUAUCAACGUCUUGCACGGUCAAAUGAUGCCCAAAGACUAUGCGCGCACCGCAAGCCUAUGGAGCGGUCUUGCCAAGCUGUGGCCAAUGGCGCUCUCUUUCUAUUACAGGCUACUUUUCAGCUUUUUUGGCCUCUUCUUCCCUGAGACAGCAAUGGGCUCGACGGUCCUGAAGGAGAAUGGCGAAGCUUUUACUACAGAAGAGCUUACAGCCAUGAAAGCGGCCAUACAUCAGCACACUUUUAAUCAUGCUUACAAACGGAGUGACAUUGUCAUGGUGGACAACCAUCGCAUUGGGCACGGCCGAGAGAUCUACCUCGGCCCCAAGACCUCGCGAAUGAUCUACACCGCUUGGUCAGAUCAUUAUCCUCCCGCCUGGAAGGAGGUCGGGGAGGUCUCCGGCGAAUGCUCAAGCGGUGUGAACUGAGCAGUGAAACACUCGUUGAGUGAACCGUUGAUCCGUUCAUUAAAAAUGCAGCUCAACCAUUGCAUCCAAAAUUGCAUCCCAAAACGGGGGUUGAACAUGC